This is a messenger RNA of Ictalurus punctatus (channel catfish), 4043 nucleotides long. It is a transcript of the gene rbm44, whose product is annotated as RNA binding motif protein 44. NCBI's taxonomy places the organism in Eukaryota, Metazoa, Chordata, Actinopteri, Siluriformes, Ictaluridae. The record is from RefSeq and is a predicted model, not a curated record. Gene Ontology annotation, molecular function: RNA binding. The transcript is spliced from 18 exons. Bases 233 to 3352 code for a protein of 1039 amino acids.
GCUGGAUGAUUCUGAUUGGUCAGUGAUGUGAUCAGGCCGCGGCCGCGUGCAUGUGCAGAGCCAGCACCUAUCAAGCGGAAACCAAAAUUUAGCGCCUCGUGCUGUCUUUAUUAUUGACUGGAGGUUAAAGCUACCCAUAUUUGCCGCAUUUUCUAAACUUAAAAUUAAGAGGCUUAAUUGACAGCCGCAGAUAUUUUCAUUUGGUCAUUGAAACUUAAACGGUUUGUAGAACAUGUGGUAUCCUUCUUGCCGGCUGGUACCAAUUUACUUCGAGCCAAACGUGUGCAGAUCCGCGGAUGUGCCUGCUGCAGUUAUGUGGCCCGUCAUACCGUUGGACCAGCACAUGUGCCUUGCUGUUAAUGACAUGGUCGGGUAUCAGGAGCAUUGCUUUUCUGUUGCAGAUGGAAGGAAAUUCCUGUUGAGCAAGUCUGUGUUUGAUCUUGUGAAUGUGAGCCACUUUCUGGAGUUCACUGAUCCAAAGUUGCUUGGUUGGUAUGUCUCUUUACCAGAAGAAGACAGGCAGCUAAUACAAGAAGAAGGAGGACUGAUUCAGUUUCUGCAUAGACAUCCUGCUCUUGAAGUAUCUAGACAUGUUGUUUGUUUAAAGCGGCAUGUUAUAGGAACUCCCCUUCCAGAACCUGAUAUGUCUUCAAAACUCGAAAGAUCCAGACGGGCUACUUCUUAUGGCGUGUCAGAGUGUGUAAAUUGUCGCACGAGUUGUCCAUCUGGUACUAAAAAGUGCAGACGCUGUAGCACGCUGGUCCUAAACACAGAGGAAAAUGUUUGCGUAUUAGAGGAAGAAAAGUCACUUCGGUUGCUACCAAACAACGUACGAGAGGAGCUGAAUCUCUUAAAAGCCAAAGGAGAUCUCGGUGAGGACAUGUCAGUGAGUAGUUAUCAGCAGUUUGAUAGCCUGCAGGGCACCGCAAAUAAUUUGUCCACCACUUGGAGCAACCCUUUAAACAGAUUCCAGCAACCAGGGCAGCCAAGGAAGAACUCUAGUGAUGGCCAGCUUUUGUGUCAGAUGUGGGAGGAAAGUGUGCGGUGUGAUGGGAAUGAUAUCCGAGUGUUGAAGGAUCCCUCAGCACAAGCAAGCUUUUUGCUUGACCGCGAGCUUGAGAUGCAGGGCCACAGUCAAAAUAGUGAUGAUGACCAGGUACCUCUGCUGCCAGACAACAAUUCAGCUGUUCCUAAUUUAGAAGAGGAGACUCUCCCAGAGUAUUACAGUUUUAACAGCACUACAAUGGGGCACACAUCUGCCCAGUGGAGUGAUGCCACUAAUACCUCCAUGAUGGCAACUAAAGGCAGCACUGAGGCAUCUACUGCUGAUGAGCUUGUGGCCUGUGAUGUAAAGAAUGGUACCUUCCCUGAUUCUUUGUCCUUCCACAGCAACUCGUCAGAGUGGACCGAUCUCUCAGAGGAUUGCCAAAAUCUCAGUAAUGAGGAUGACCUGGAAUGCGAGACAAAGACAGAUGAGUAUCAUAGUGUGAUAGAAGAAGCCUCAAGCUCAGCGGCCUGUGUUAAUCCCAGCUGGUCAGCAUCUGGCCAGUGUACGAGAGAGAGAGAAUUUACAUGUGAGGGGUGCAUUUCAUCUCCCAGCCUAAAUAAGCUAAAUGUCAAAACCACAACAGCGUGUGAGGUCUCUCCUGUUUCCCUCCAUGUGAGCCAGGCAGUGGAUGCCAGCAAUGACUUUAGAGCAUGUUUUACAUCCACCGGGGCAACGGAAAUCACUCAGGACCUCUUGGCAAUGGUUCACAAAGAUGUUUCCACUGACACGGAUUCAUGUCUUGUUAACGAGGAGACUCAGACAACUCAAAGGCCCACUUCUGAGAAAUACACCGUUACUGAAAUCUACAUGUCUGACUUGGAUGCUCUUUGUGAGGAAUUUGGGAACCUCAGAAAGAUGGAAAAAGAGCUAAUGCAUUUAAAGGAUGACAUGGCAAGAUCUGGUCCUGGCACUGCUGGAGGGCCCAAGAGUGAACGACAGAAGAGUCACUGUGGAUGUGGUGCUGUUCCACGUGCUCGAUUGGCUGAGCUGCGUCUACUGGCUCUGCAGUUUGCCAUGUGCCAGCAACAUUGCUGGAGGUGCUUCUACACAUCACCACAGGGUGAAACUUCACUUCAGGGAACCGAAGCGCUGCUUGAUGCAAUGUCACAGACCCUGAAGAGCCUGGAGGACCGUUACCUCAAGAUGAAGAUGAUGAUACUAGAAGGGGUUCCUCUGGAUAAUCUAAAGCCUCUGUCUGUAGACACCAAGAGAUUAACAGCUGCAACGUGCUACAGGCCGUCUUUGAUUUAUGAGGCUUUUUUAGGUGACGGCAAGCCUGAGUUCUCUUUCAAGCCAAGUCAUCUUGAAGAUGAGGGCCAGACUAACCAAGUUGAUGAGGUAUUGAACAUAAACCUCGCAGACAGAGGACACUUCAACAAGAAUACGACAGCUCAUUGGCAUGAUUCUGCCACAUCGUCUAAAACUGCCAUCAGUAAGAGAUGUAGAGGAGGCAUGCCUGGUUCCAGCCAGCAACCAGGAGUCUCUACUGAUGCCAAGCCUGGUGCACCCAAAGAACUCCACAGCAGUGAUGCCUGGUUUGAUGCAGAGGAAGAGCUUGGAUGUGACCGUCAGAGUUGUAAAGAAGACCAACAAACAGGGCAGAGGGAUCAAGGGAACUCAAAGAAGGAACUAAAAGUGAGAUCAGAUCAGUGUUUCUUGCUUUGUGUCUCAAACUUGCCAAACAGUGUUACUGAGCAUGAUCUGCUGCUUUGGUUUGCGAAGUACCAUGCCAGUCAAGUGUCCUUUUCCAAAUUUAGUAACGGGUUUGUGUGUCUUCCAUGGAUGUGCUUCUUUAGGGCUGCAGUAUUGAGUGUGAGAAACCCCAAGGAUGCAGAGGCUGCAGUAAGAGAGAUGAAUGGCCGAUCCAUUCAAGGCCACACUCUCCAUGUGGAACACAUCCUCAAGUCUCCCACAGAUAGUCAGGCCACCAUCAAAGAGCCCUGCGUUCAUCUUGCCCCAGCUGCUCUUAAAGCAGGGUCUGUAGGAAAAAGGUCGAUCACGCAUAGCUCAAAUAAUAACGUUCAUACCUCCAGACCAUUCCGCUGCAGUCUGGAUAAGCUUACCAACAUAUGCCCUACACCCACUGCAUCUGGUACUUGUGUGCCACAGCACUAUGGCACCAUGGGCAGCUUCGACACGAUUAUGGCCCAGUUAUCAGAGCGCCACCCCAAAAUGGGCAGACAGCAGAUCGUCAGUGCUUUGCUGGAGCUGAGGGAAAAGCAUCAUGGUGUCCUCAGUGGCCUGCCCCUCAGAGAAAUCGUGGAUAUGACCUCUGAACUUCUCACUCACUCCACCACAGACUAAGCAAGACAAAGAUCACAUUCUUUAUUGGUGUAUGUUUAAGUCUAUUAUUUGUGUUGGUUUGGUUCUUUUAGGGAUUUAAUAGGCAUUUCUGGUUCUUUUAGUAGCCUUGUUUAUUAUUCUAAAUUUUAUGUUUGAGGCUUAAACAACCCCCCCAGUGUUGUUGCAUGGUAAAAUUUCUAUUUUGAGAGAACUUGUGUUGAGGGGAAAGAAAAUCUGCAAACUGUUCCUUUUAUGGUUGGUUUACCCAGUUAGAAUUCAAUGGUAGAAAAUGGUCUGUCCAUUGUACAGUUGAGUGUCAGUUUAUUAGGAAUACCUAGCUUGCACUUCUAGUAAUUGGCCCUUUUCAUCAAGUACACCUAACAUACAAGUCUGUGCCGUACAAUAAGUUUCUGUUCAGUUUUUCAACCACCGUCAUUGACUGACAGGAUAGAGGACACAAUAUACAAAUAAGUUCUCAUUGGCUACACUCUAAUUAUACAUGGUAAUCUGUUAUCUUGUAGGUGUACCUACAAAAAAGGUAAUAAAUUAAGGAAUGCAUACCUAAUUAACUGGCAGGCCUCUGUGUUUAGUUUUCAGCACUAUGUAUAUAGUUGGCCAGAAAGUUGAAUAAUAUGACAACUGUGUUUGCUUUUGAAAAGCAAAACCAAUUUCCUUAUGUUCCAUUAUCAGUAAAAACAUUCUGUGCCUGAAA